Messenger RNA from Phragmites australis (common reed), 2866 nucleotides. RefSeq names its product septin and tuftelin-interacting protein 1 homolog 1-like. NCBI's taxonomy places the organism in Eukaryota, Viridiplantae, Streptophyta, Magnoliopsida, Poales, Poaceae. Gene Ontology annotation, molecular function: nucleic acid binding. The record is from RefSeq and is a predicted model, not a curated record. Gene Ontology annotation, biological process: spliceosomal complex disassembly. Gene Ontology annotation, cellular component: U2-type post-mRNA release spliceosomal complex. The transcript has a single exon. The coding region runs from base 92 to 2599 and encodes 835 amino acids.
ACGAGAGAAGAAGAGCGCUUCUUCUUCUUCCUCCCAAAUUCUUUGACGAGAAAAAAAAGAGAGGCGAAACCCAACCCUAUUGGAGGGCCUCAUGGAGGAGGACGCGGAGGGGAUGGACCGGUUCGACAUGGACGGGGACUUCGAGGGCGGGCAGUUCGGCCGCGACGGGGAGUUCUACUACCGGAGCCGCCGGGAGCGGGCGCCGCAGACCCGCGACGACGCCAUCUACGGGGUCUUCGCGGAGGGCGACUCCGACUACGACUCCGACGACGACGAAGGGUCCCGCCGCCGGAGCCGCCGCAAGCGCCGCAGGGACGGCGCCGAGCCCGACCUCACCAAGCCCGUCCAGUUCGUCUCCACCGGCAACUUCAUGCCCACCCAGGAGCCCGAGCCCGAUCAGAGGCCCGGCCUCGGGCGCGCCGAUGCCGAUGCCGAGGAAGAGGCGGAGGCGGAGGAGGAGGAGGACACCGAGAUGCUGCCGUCGAUGUUCGGCAAGAUCAAGGAGGGCGCCCGCGCGAGGCGGGAUGAGAAGGAGAGGGAGCGCGUCGCCGCUGAGCGCCGCCGCCAGGUUGCGCGGGUGGGAGCGGUGUCGGGGGAACCGGCGGCGGCCCCGGGGAGCCUGCAGGCCAACUCCGUGGUGGCCAAGAUGAUGGCAAAUAUGGGGUACAAGAAAGGCAGGGGCCUCGGCAAGGACGCACAGGGUAUCACCGCACCGCUGGAGACCACCUUGCGCCCGAAAAACGCUGGCCUCGGCAGCGUCGAGGGGUUCAAGGAACCCAAGCCCAUGUCAGCUAAGGAGAACUUGCCGGCCCCUCGGCCGCUGGCAUAUACCAAGAAGGAGCAGCGGUGGUCCAAGAAGGCCAGCGCGAAGAAAGCUCCAGUCUUGACCAAGAAUGAGCUGCUGGCCAUGCGUGCCGAGCAGGAGCAGGAGGAGCAGCCUGCAGUUGUCCAGAAGGUGAUUGACAUGCGAGGGCCGCAGGCACGUGUGCUGACGGAUUUGAAAGGGCUCAACGAUGAACAGGAGAUGAUGGCGAAUGAUGUGCCGAUGCCAGAGCUGCAGUACAAUGUGUGGCUGCUCGUUGAUGCGGCUAGGGCCGAUAUUGUGAGGUUGGAUGGGCAGCUGCGGCGGGAGCAGGAGAAGGUGGCUAGUUUGGUACGGGAGAAGGAAAAGGUGUCGAAGCAGGAGGCAUUGCAGAAACACCAGCUGCAGGUGAUGGAGAGGAUUGCAGAAACAUUAGAGCAGGUCCGGGUGGAUGAUACAGCAGGCAUGCUGACUCUGGAUGGGUUGCUUCAGACAUUCCAGGGCUUGAAAGUGCGGUUCGAGGAGGAGUUCAAGAUGUGCAGCAUUGCGUGGAUUGCUUGCCAAUUCGCGCAUCCACUUCUAAUCCGGGUCUUCCAGGGGUGGCAGCCUCUGCAGGAUCCAAAGUUUGGGUUAGACGUCAUGAAGAAGUGGAAGGAUUUGCUGCAGGGGGACCAACCAUAUGGCUUCUCAGAUGGUGCUGCAUCAAUGGCACCAUAUGCACAGCUUGUUAGUGAGGUCAUCCUACCAGCUGUGAGGAUAUCAGGAACCAAUUCAUGGGAGGCUAGGGUUCCAGAACCAAUGCUCCGCUUUCUUGAGUUAUGGGAACAGCUGCUGCCUCCUAUCUUGCUUCAAUCAAUACUAGACCAUGUAAUCAUGCCAAAGCUCUCAGCUGCUGUGGAUUCUUGGGACCCACGCAAGGAGAGUGUACCAAUCCAUGUGUGGGUACACCCAUGGUUGCUAAUGUUAGGGGAAAGGAUAGAGACCUUGUGCCAUUCUAUUCGAUACAAACUGAGCACUGUCCUCCACGUAUGGCAAGCACAUGAUAUGUCAGCUUAUACUGUGUUGUCUCCAUGGAAGGGUGUGUUUGAUUCGGCAAGCUGGGAAGACCUGAUUGUGCGUUAUAUCAUUCCUAAACUGAGAUUAGCAUUGCAAGAGUUUCAGAUCAACCCAGCAAACCAGAAGCUCGAUCAGUUCAACUGGGUGAUGAUGUGGGCAUCUGCAAUCCCAGUACACCACAUGGUCCAUAUGUUGGAAGUUGAUUUCUUCAGCAAGUGGCAGCAGGUCCUGUACCAUUGGUUGUGCUCACCAAAUCCAGAUUUCAAUGAGAUAAUGAACUGGUAUAAGGGCUGGAAGGGCCUUUUUCCACCAGAGUUACUCGCCAAUGAGCGCAUUCGGAUGCUUCUAACUGCUGGUCUUGACAUGAUGAAUCAAGCUGCUGAAGGACUAGAGGUGGUGCAGCCUGGGGCUAGGGAGAAUGUGGGCUACUUGAGAGCAACUGAGAAGCGACAGUUUGAUGCAGCACAGCAAGCUUACCAUGCUGUGCCAGGGGCAGCCAUGGCAGAUUUGAGCUUCAAGGAGUCUAUCCAGGCAUAUGCAAUGGAGCAAGGUUUGCUGUUUAUGCCUAGAGUUGGCAAAUUCUACAAUGGCAUGCCGGUUUAUGAGUUUGGCACCGUAAGUAUUUGCAUAGACUCUGCGAAGCGACUACUCUAUGCACAACUUCAAGAGAGAAUCGAGAGCUGGGGUGCUGUAACUCUUACGCAAUUGAUGGAAAUGAACCGGUUGGGUAGAGCACGCUAGUAGAUCACCUUGGCGUGGAGUUUUAUGAUAUUUUAUAUUUUCUUACUUGUGUAAAACUCUUCAGAGAUGUCAAUUCGUGACCUCUUUUUUGAGCAAUCAGUCUGUUAAAGAGGGGGGGGGGGGGGGUGGAUUAUGUAUAUCUGAAUGGGCUGGACAGCUGCUGUGCUGUCUCAGUACGUUGCUGGUAUUUAUGCAGCUGCGACUUGUAACUAUACUACGAAAACUUCUGGUUGUGCACUGGAAUGUGUUUGUUUUUGGGAUGUUUUA